AUGGCGACCGCAUCUCUCGUUCCAACUUCCAAAAUCUUCCCUGCCUCUCCGAAAUCUCCAGCAUCAAUUAGAGCAAGAACCAGCGUAAUUGUUGCAUCCUCGCAGCAGCAACAACAACAACAAAGAAGGAGAGAGCUGUUGUUGAAAUCAGCGGUAGCGAUUCCGGCGAUUCUGAAUCUGAAAGAAGCUCCAAUCGCGGAGGCGCGUGAGGUUGAAGUCGGAUCGUACUUACCACCGUCUCCGUCUGACCCUUCCUUCGUCCUCUUCAAAGCCAAACCUUCCGAUACUCCUGCUCUCCGCGCAGGAAAUGUGCAGCCGUAUCAGUUUGUUCUACCGCCGAAUUGGAAACAGUUGAGAAUAGCCAACAUUUUGUCAGGUAACUACUGCCAACCGAAAUGUGCAGAGCCAUGGAUCGAAGUCAAGUUUGAGAACGAGAAGCAAGGCAAAGUUCAAGUUGUGGCGUCUCCUUUGAUCCGUUUGACAAACAAACCGAAUGCAACUAUUGAAGAUCUCGGUGAGCCGGAGAAAGUGAUCGCUUCUCUUGGUCCGUUUGUCACCGGAAACUCUUACGACUCUGAUGAGCUUUUGAAGACUUCAAUCGAAAAGAUCGGAGAUCAAACGUACUACAAGUAUGUAUUGGAGACGCCGUUUGCGCUAACGGGAAGUCACAAUCUUGCAAAAGCGACGGCAAAGGGAAACACGGUGGUUCUGUUUGUUGUGAGUGCUACUGAGAAGCAGUGGCAGAGCUCACAGAAGACUCUUGAAGCCAUUCUCGAUUCUUUUCAACUGUAA
This is a messenger RNA of Microthlaspi erraticum, 792 nucleotides long. The record is from the annotation of a GenBank genome assembly. NCBI's taxonomy places the organism in Eukaryota, Viridiplantae, Streptophyta, Magnoliopsida, Brassicales, Brassicaceae.